Messenger RNA from Arabidopsis arenosa, 1295 nucleotides. The record is from the annotation of a GenBank genome assembly. Lineage: Eukaryota; Viridiplantae; Streptophyta; Magnoliopsida; Brassicales; Brassicaceae.
ACGCCGAUUUUCCCGCCGCUCUCACUCGAUUACAAAAAUCCUUAGAUCCCCAAUCUUCAAUCACAUAUCUUCAACAAUCUCUCUCUAUAUCCUCAGAUUCUUCAAUCUCUUUCACCAAGCAUAACCAAAUCGUAACCAUGAAGGAUAUCUCUAAAUCUCCGGCGAGAAGAAGCGACGGAUACCACCGCUACUUAAAACCAGGAGCGCUUGCUCAGAUCCGAAACUCGAGAAUCAACGCUAGAUCUACAACGACGACUACGACAACAUCUCUCGUAUCUCGAUCCUCCCUCUCGCAACUACUAGAUCCGAUUUCACCAUCUCAGAACUCUGUUGAUGAAGCAGCGGCGGCGCGAAAUCUGACGAUAGAUCAGGUACCACAUCUUCUAAGAAAGAUCUACGGUCCUUAUAGUUAUCAGAGGAAGAAAUUAGCUGCUGCUAGAUCUGUAUCGUCGAUGAUGAUGAUGAAUAUCAAUCCUCCUAUAAAUUCAGUUCUUGUUGAACCCAGUAGUGUGUUGAGUAGUGAUGUUAUUGCUCAUUGAGUUAAACUAGUUUCUACCAAAUCUGUAAUCUGAUGAUACAAUUGGUGUAAAAUGUUCAAUACUCUCAUAAGACUCACUAUAUGAAUCAUUAAAUUUUCAAUAAAUUGUGUGUUUCAAUCAUUCAAUUGAUGGUUUUACCUUUGUUAAUUUAAUGUUUGUGAUGAUGAUUUGAUAUCUUCGAAUUUGGAUUUGAUCAUUUGGGAUUAUUAAUGAUGUAUAUCUAAAUCUAAAUGUUGUAGCUGUUUUGGAAGAUUAGUCAAUACUUAAUGAUUCAAAGAGUAAUGAUAUUAUUCCUCCAGAGACCAAAUAUAUUUUAUUCAAUGUUAUCUUCUUGUUAGAUUGUAAUUGAUACAUAGGCUAUGUUACCUUCAGUCAUUUCUUUGUUUUGCUUAGUCUAAACAUCUAAAUGCUAGAAGUUUUGUUGUUCUCUCUGUUUGUUGUGAUGGAUAACAAUGUUUGCCUUCUGCUAUUGUCUCAGCCCAUAUUGUUACCGAAGUUUGUCGAUAGGUGUAAAUGAAUUUCGUUUGCUUGGUGGUAUUACCGCAUAUGGAACUCUGGUCUUGGUUUACUUAGUCUCUGUCAUAUCAAUGUUAUAAGUUUGUCUAUAUGCUUCCGUUGUUUGUUCUAAUGGGUAAUGAUGGUUAUCUGUGUUGCCUUUAGCUAAUGUCUUAGCCCAUAUGGUUGAACUUGAAUCCUGAUCCAAGUGAACCUCUUUACUCUGUGAUUAUGCAAUUGUCAUAAAUUAAAGGAUUGUAU